AUGAACUGUUAUGCUAGAAUAGCUCCAAAAUCUUUUAUUUUGUUAAACAAUGUCAUGAUCAAUGCAGGAGUUAUUGACUUUGACUACCGUGGAAAUAUUGGAAUUGUUAUGUAUAAUUAUAGAUCAGAAAUUAUCAUUUUCGAAAAAGGAUUGGCCAUUGCCCAAAUAAUUUUCGAACUAAUAAUGCAUCCUAGUUUUAUUGAAAAAACUGAUUCAUUAAACGCUAUCGACAGAAACAAGAAAGGAUUCGGGGAAUAUAGCAAAAUUGCUUUUUCCCAAAAUAAAGAUUUCGAGGAUUCUGAAAAAGAAAAUGAUGAGAAAAGCGACAUUUCUGAAAAAGCAAAUGAUAAUGAUGAAAUUACUUUAUCUCAUGAAAAAGAAGAAGAUGAUGAUUUUAACUGUGACAAAGAUACUCAUGAAAAAAAGAAGAUGAUGAUUUUAACUGCAUUGAUCUAUCUCAAAAGAUAG
This is a messenger RNA of Centruroides sculpturatus (bark scorpion), 468 nucleotides long. RefSeq names its product deoxyuridine 5'-triphosphate nucleotidohydrolase-like. The record is from RefSeq and is a predicted model, not a curated record. Lineage: Eukaryota; Metazoa; Arthropoda; Arachnida; Scorpiones; Buthidae. Gene Ontology annotation, biological process: dUTP catabolic process; dUMP biosynthetic process. Gene Ontology annotation, molecular function: dUTP diphosphatase activity; magnesium ion binding. The transcript has a single exon. The coding region runs from base 1 to 468 and encodes 155 amino acids.